AUGGACUAUGCCAUAGGCGGAGAGCUGAUGGACAGGAUUGUGGAGUUUGGCUACCUACAGGAGGAGGAGUCCCGUAAGGUAUUUAAACAGAUGGUAUGUGCCCUUCAGUAUUGUCACAUGAAAGGGAUUGUUCACAGGGAUCUAAAGCCUGAAAAUAUUUUAGUGGACGGCAAAGGAAAUAUAAAACUCAGUGAUUUUGGACUGAGCACCAAGCUUACCCUGGGGCAGAAGCUAGCACAUUUCUGUGGGACCGUUCCUUAUUGUGCCCCAGAAGUCUUUAAAGGUGGAGGCUACGAUGGCCGAGCAACCGACAUCUGGAGUUUGGGGGUUGUACUCUACUUUAUGUCUACAGGGUGCCUCCCUUUCAAGGGAACUGCCUUUGUAGGAAUAAAGGAGCAGAUCUUGGUGGGAAAGUACUCUGUUGAAUUCAAGCUGUCGCCAGAGCUUUGGGAUCUUAUUGCUAAGUUGUUAACUAUAAAUCCUGGAGAAAGACCAACAAUAGAUGAUGUUGUGGGCUUUCAAUGGCUGAAGCAUGGCAAUGAAGGUUCUCCCAAUCCCUUUAGAGAGAACGAUGAGGACAGCUACCCAGACCCCACUGUGAUGGCCAUCAUGGGUGUCAUGGGUUAUAAGCAAGGACAGAUCCUGGAAGCUUUACACGAGAAGAAGUUUGAUCAAGUGAUGGCCACCUACUUGAUUCUUAGGCAGCAGUCACCCUGGGAAGACAUUACAAAAGAUCUUCAGCCCAAGCAGUCUGCUGGAACCUUGAACCUUACAGGCCCUCCCACAACACCUAAAGUGACUAUCAAGAGGGGAUCUAGUGUCUCUAUCCUUUCCACUUCUUCCAGUUUGCACACUCUAACUGAGAGUCCCGAGAAUGACAAAAAGGGGAGAACGAGGUACAGUAGGCCUCCCACCCUGAACUGCCCUGACAAGAAAACAGCCCCCAUUCACAGAAUCUGCCCCCAGUGUGUGCAUGAGGCUAAUUUCACGAACAGCACCUCGGGGGAUUCAGAGAGCACUAUUAACACCUCCGAUGAAAUAUGUACCAUAGUGUCUUGCCCCCAGUGUGUACAUGAGGCUAAUUUCUCGAACAGCACCUCGGGGGAUUCAGAGAGCACUGUUAACACCUCCGAUGAAAUAUGUACCACAGUGUCCUGCCCCCAGUGUGUACAUGAGGCUAAUUUCACGAACAGCACCUCGGGGGAUUCAGAGAGCACUAUUAACACCUCCGAUGAAAUAUGUACCACAGUGUCCUGCCCCCAGUGUGUACAUGAGGCUAAUUUCACGAACAGCACCUCGGGGGAUUCAGAGAGCACUAUUAACACC
Molecule: messenger RNA, 1326 nt
Organism: Peromyscus eremicus (cactus mouse)
Lineage: Eukaryota; Metazoa; Chordata; Mammalia; Rodentia; Cricetidae
Product: sperm motility kinase X-like
Exons: 1
Biological process (GO): protein phosphorylation; microtubule cytoskeleton organization; intracellular signal transduction
Cellular component (GO): cytoplasm
Molecular function (GO): ATP binding; protein serine/threonine kinase activity; tau-protein kinase activity
Source: RefSeq, a predicted model, not a curated record